Molecule: messenger RNA, 1201 nt
Organism: Physcomitrium patens
Lineage: Eukaryota; Viridiplantae; Streptophyta; Bryopsida; Funariales; Funariaceae
Source: RefSeq, a predicted model, not a curated record
AUCUAAUGAAGAAGAAAAUUUUGAAAAUUGUCGAUUAGCAAAGCAUUUAUUACGAAGGGUGAAAGACUUGCAUUACAUAGAAGGCGGAGAAAUGGAUGAUUUGAAAUUAUCAUCAAAUGUAGAAAGUGUUGAUUUUAUAAAUCUUAUAGGUAAAGGAACUUAUGGAGAAGUGCAUAAAUCAAAGUGGUUUGGCCUUUUGUGUGCAAUUAAAAAGAUGAACAAUGUGCAUAUGAAAUCUUUUAUAAAAGAAGCAAGCAUCUUAGCAAGUCUAAAUCAUCCCAACUUGAUAUCAUAUUAUUUUGCAAUGAGAAGUAUUACAUAUGAAUAUAAUGGAAGUUCUUCUGUUGAAAUGAAGAAUGAUGAUGUAUAUUUGGGAAUGGAAUUGAUGCAAACAAGUCUAAGGGUUAUGGUAGAAACAAUUAGAGAGGCAUCUUACAUAUUUUUAAUUGAUAUCAUGUAUCAAAUUGCAAGAGGGAUGUGUUACUUGCAUGACAUGCACAUUGCACAUCGUGAUUUGAAGCCUGAUAACAUUUUGGUUAAUGUUGUGGAAAGAAAAGUGAUGAACAAGAUUGUUCGACAUGCUAUUAUAAAAGUGAUUGAUUUUGGAAUAUCUAAGAUUGAAGUUGGUAGCAAUCCAAAAGCAAUAGAGAAAAAAUUUAUGUAUGGUAGUACACCAUAUGCAGCUCCAGAGGUAUUGAAGAACAAAUAUGAAACAAUGACAAUGUGCCCUUUUGAUGCAGAUGUAUUUUCAUUUGCAAUGGUGUGUUGCAAGAUUCUUUCCAAAAGAGAUCCAUUUGAUCAUUGUAGGAGGAAUGAGAUAUUAGAAAGAAUAGAAAGAGGUGAGAGACCCAAAUUACCUUCAAACUGUAAUGAAUUGGUGGAUCUUAUCAAAGAGUGUUGGAACUUAAAUCCAUUACAUCGACCCAAGUUUGCAAACAUUUGUGAAAGAUUUGUAAUGUUGAAGAAAAAGAUUAUGGGUGGAGUUGUGGCAAAUACACUAUACUAUGGUACAUUAAAGGAUAAUAGUCAUGAAAAUAUUGAAUUACAACAAACACCUAUCAAAGUGCUUAUUCCAAAAUCACUUCUAUUGAGGAAGGUAAGAAUAUGUUAUAGUGAUUUGAUUGUUUGGAGUUUUUAUUUAUAUAAAAAUUUUAUGAUGUGGUAAUGGUUAGUUGUGGUGAAAAGAGUGCUAGUUUGAAGA